Molecule: messenger RNA, 573 nt
Organism: Penicillium odoratum
Lineage: Eukaryota; Fungi; Ascomycota; Eurotiomycetes; Eurotiales; Aspergillaceae
Exons: 1
Coding region: 1-573 (190 amino acids)
Source: RefSeq, a predicted model, not a curated record
AUGCAACUCCCACUCGAUCGCCUCCUAUUCCUCCUAUUUCUCAUCCUAACGCCCGUCACUGCCGUCGGUCCCUCAUGCUUCAAGGUCGUCUCCGCCCUAGUCGGGCGACCAGGUCACCUAUUUAAUAAAUUCCAAAGCGAAAUCUGCGAGCGUGGGUGCCAACCUACCAUCCCGCACUGGGACCUCUGGACCCGGAACAACUCUUUCGUCCCCGCAGUGCGCAGCCUGAUGACCCGCAUGAACGUGCCUCACAAAGAAGAAGCUUUGCUCAAGAUGGGCGACGACGUAGCAGUUAUAAUCAAGGACCGUUGUGCGCCUAUGCUACAUGGUCGACACAUCUGCUCCGAUCCGACCACUCUCGCCGACUUUGGAAACUGCUUCAAGCGCAACUUUGUCAAGGCUUCCAUCAAACAUCUCCCUGUGCUACUGCCCAUGGCAUCGGAGUCGGCAUGUAAAGAACAAUAUCGAUUCUUGCAGGGCGAUGAGUUGUGGGAGGAGACUAUUCCGAACAACAUGCGUGAAUACGCUAGUGUGUGUGAUAAAUUGGGGCCAUUUGAACAUGAUGAGCUGUGA